AUGUGGAGCCUGGGUCGCCGCGCCGCCUUCGGCCUGCUGCCCCGCUCGGCGCCACCCGGCUCUGCCCAGGCCCGCGCCCGAGCCCCGCGGCCGGCGGACGGGACGCGGCUCUGCGACCGCCGAGGCCUGCGCUCCGGGAGCCGCGCGAAUUUGAAUCUCCAUUGCCUUGACCAGAUUCUGAAUGUCAAAAAGCAGAGCAUGUGUUUGGUGAAUCUCAGGUCGGCAGGAACUUCUGGUGGCCCAAGCUCUCUGGAUGAGACCACGUACGAAAGACUGGCAGAGAAGACUCUUGACUCCCUAGCAGAGUUUUUUGAAGAUCUUUCAGAUAAACCUUACACCUCCAAAGACUAUGAUGUUUCUUUUGGGAGUGGUGUAUUAACCGUUAAACUAGGAGGCGAUCUGGGAACCUACGUGAUCAACAAGCAGACCCCAAACAAACAAAUUUGGUUGUCUUCGCCAACCAGUGGGCCCAAGCGUUAUGACUGGACUGGGAAAAACUGGGUGUAUGCCCACGAUGGAGUGUCUCUCCAUGAGUUGCUGGCCUCAGAGCUGACUGAAGUCUUAAAAACCAAAUUAGACUUGUCCUCCUUGACCUAUUCUGGAAAAGACCAGUGAUGCCAGUUCAGCCCUCAAGACAAAUGUCACCCGAGUAGCCCAGAGAGCCAUUGCCUCCCUCCCAGCUCUGCGUUCAGCAUUGUUGUUCCCAUAGAGGUGUUUGGAGUUUAUUACGUGCCUUUGUCCCUCCACAUAGCCCUUCUCUAAUGUCCAUACAUCAGAACUGCAAAGGAAGAAAAAUGAAGUGACUUGGUUUUACCAUUCAUUCUCUGAAGGACUUGCCUCAGAGUGAAAAGCAACGGACCGACCUCACCCUCUGUCUCAGGAUGAACUUUUUGGAGGGGAAACCACUGA
Suncus etruscus (white-toothed pygmy shrew) is the source of this 909-nucleotide messenger RNA. RefSeq names its product frataxin (gene FXN). The transcript has 5 exons. The record is from RefSeq and is a predicted model, not a curated record. Gene Ontology annotation, cellular component: mitochondrion. Gene Ontology annotation, biological process: intracellular iron ion homeostasis; iron incorporation into metallo-sulfur cluster. The coding region runs from base 1 to 615 and encodes 204 amino acids. Gene Ontology annotation, molecular function: iron chaperone activity; 2 iron, 2 sulfur cluster binding; ferroxidase activity. NCBI's taxonomy places the organism in Eukaryota, Metazoa, Chordata, Mammalia, Eulipotyphla, Soricidae.